This is a messenger RNA of Amphibalanus amphitrite, 3248 nucleotides long. Its product is annotated as sushi, von Willebrand factor type A, EGF and pentraxin domain-containing protein 1-like. The transcript has 7 exons. The record is from RefSeq and is a predicted model, not a curated record. Lineage: Eukaryota; Metazoa; Arthropoda; Thecostraca; Balanomorpha; Balanidae. Bases 163 to 2040 code for a protein of 625 amino acids.
AUCCUUGCUAUCAUUGUUAAUAUUGUUUAUGGUGGUGUGUGUUUUGUGCGCUUGGUCGGCCAUUGAUAAUCGGAUUGUUACUGUUCGUUGCAAUGGAUUUUUGUUCAAUUGACCACAUAAGCUUAUGACUUUGCACAAGGAUAUAUUGACAAAACAUCGAAGAUGCUGAAGCUAGCGCUGUUUUGCCUAGCAUGCAGUCUGGCGCGACUAUGCGCUGAAUCUGUCUCAGUGGGUGAUAAUGAAGAAGUGCGGUGCCCGCCGCCGGCUGUGGCGCACGGCCGGCUGCUGCAGCUGCAGGCCGUCUACCGGCCCGGCGACGACGCGCGGAUCGUCUGCCGCGAGGGAUACCACCUGGACGGUCCCGAGCGGGUGACGUGCGACUCGGAGGGACGCUGGCGCAGCGAGCUGCACCCGGACCCGCACCGCCUGCCCCAGUGCACUAAGGUGACCUGUCCCAAGCCGCCGCCGCUGAAGGCCGGCCGAUGGGAGGUGGAGGGUCUGCGCGCCGCGGACGGCACGCGCUUCAUUCAGGGCUCCAUGGUCAUCUACCGGUGCGAUGAGGACUUUGAGCUGCGGACAGCCGGUGGCGCGGAGCAGCGCACUGUACAGCGCGUCUGCGUCAACGGCCACUGGCUGGGAGAGGAGGCUGUGUGCGCACGGACCGUGUGCGGUCCACCGCCGUCGGCCAACCAGGGCUACUUCAUGGAGCUGCUCAGUGACGGAUCAGCCGUCCUACCUCACCGCGACGAGUACCCUGUCGGCGCACGGGCCGUCUACCGCUGUAAUCCGGCUCACGUUCUGGUUGGCACCGAUACAUACCAGUGUAUGAGCGGCGGUGAAUGGUCUCCGCCCGUGGCGCCUGGCUGCCGCGCUGAGCAGCCGGACGAGCCCCUGCCGUCUCCGGCGUGCGGCCUGCCCGAGCGGCAGCCGCUUACCACCCAACGACUGGUGCGCGGGUGGCUCUCAGAUGUUGGCGCGUCGGCCGGCGCCGUGGUCGAGUACGCGUGCACGGAGGGGACGCGGGACCGGGUAUCGCCGUGUCUGCCGCAGCGGCUGACCUGUUAUAGCGGGCGGUGGGUGGGCCGCCGGCCGCGCUGCCAGCCGGUGGCCAGCUGCGUCUCGCCGCCAGCCGUGCCGUUUGGAGAGGCGUAUGGAGGCGGCCGCUCGCCGGGCGCAGAGGUGUUCUACACCUGUCAGCCCGGGUACCGCCUGCUCGGCCCGCGCCGGCUGACCUGUGACGCCGGUGGCUGCUGGACACCGAACCGCAUGGCCCCGGCGUGUGAACGACAGCCGGCGCCGGCCGCCGCCGAGCCUCCUCCGCUCCUCUCGCCCAUCGGCGUCACUCUGCUGGCGGUCACGGUGGCCGUGGUGCUGCUGCUCGUGCUGCUGCUGGUGCUGCUGCUGCAGCGCCGCGCCUGGAAGCCGCUGCGCCGGCCGCCGCCGACCCCGCCGCCGCCCGGGCCGCGGCGCACGGAGGACGCGGACCGGGUGGCCCUCAUCGCCUACCAGGAGGGGUCGGGGUCGCAGUUCGUCCUGCCAACCUACGAGGAGGCGGUGCGCUCGGAGCGCGCCCCUCCUCCCCACUCCGAGCACGGAGCCAGUGGUCUGACGGGCGCCCAGCUGGCAGCGCGGUUCCACCACCACCACCGCAGCCUGCCGCCGGCCUCCCGCCGGGAGCGACUCUGGCGGCGGGAGCAGGAGUCAGACUCGGUGUCACAGCGCUCUGUGCAGAGCCAUCACUCGGCCUCCAGACACAGCAAUACGACCUCCAACGCCACGCCGUCCCUACUGGACAGCAUGGGCUCCACGGAUACAAUGGCCACCAGUGACGCGGCCUCCAACACGCUGAGCGCGGCGGCUACGGCCAGUGUGCGCGGCAUGUGCGGCAGCCUGGCCUCGUUCGACACCUCGUCCGUGCUCAAUACUGAAGGUGAACCCCUGCUGGAGGAGAAUGAGACAGAGCUGGAGGGCGCCGAACAAGACGACUCCCAGUCCUGCGGCAAAUCUUCCUCCGCCGGGGACACCACUUCCAACAAGUAAACUGCGCUGUCAAAGCGGAGUGGCAUCACCCUCAUCGAGCGGAUAGUGGUAGCUCCUCAGAGCGAAGAGCCCCAGACGGUCGAGAUUCAGUAGACUGAGCUGUCGGUCCCCGCGGCAGAGUGGUCGCCGGCGGACCAACGGGCGCCCAGCUAUCGCUAAGUCUCUGUGCGAAGAGACAGCCGUGUAUGGCGACGAGCUGACAGUUGCAGCUCGGUCACCGUCGGAUUGUGUGCGAACAGGAUCUGAUGGCAGACGAGGCUGGUGUACAGAACUUGCCGCCGUGACUGAUGCGACGACGCGCAGCUUUAACGAGAUUAUCGUCAGAUCAAACUGCGCAGCUGUGCCGCUCGCGCCGCCGUGUCGCGUCGCACCGACUGCAGCUGGAGCUGCGCGAUAUGAACUGAUGCGUAGUGGACGAGUGACGCACUGGACGCGAGCUGUGUCUGUGAGAGGUGGCGACGACGGUGGGCUGGGGCGGUACCAUGCCACGUAGGCGUGUUGGGAGCGCAGCAGUGCCCCGCCCACUCAGCUUCAGUGGUGCACACACGCGGCAGCGCCCCCUGAGACUCACUGCUUAUCGUCGGUCUGUCCCCUCGGUGGUCGCUGGAAGCGUAAAGUUAAACACAUGUCUGCGAUACUAGUCUAUGUCAAUCUUCUUCAGUGCGUUAAAACGUCGAAAUGGUUUUAUAGGUGCCGUGACAUACCUGGUGAAUCAAACGCUAUAAUGUCCUCAGACUGCGUCGCCACGAAUAUUUGCGUUGGCUAUGUAUUCAGUCUGAAUUGUCAGGCAGUCGUGAACAUAUUUUGACUUCAUUGUUUUUUCGUGUUUGCUACAAACUUUUUUCGUAGUUGUGCUCUGUGCCUUUUGCGCGACAGCAUGUUUACACUCCACGUUUUUGUCAAUUUCUGGUGCGCCUGUCUAUUCGCAGGCCUUGUUUUGUUCCAGUUCGGCAGCGGAAGCGGAGGCCCGCCUGCGCGCCGCUCCGUUCAGACGUUCUGGCCCUCCGGUUUAGGAGAGCGGCCUCUGGUGAUCUGUUCAGUAUGUGUUGGCGAGGCUGCCGGCAGUGCGGGCUGCUCUGUGAUUGGUUGAGCGCCCGCCAGCUCGUACCGCGGUCUGUUGUCGGUAGUUGCGAGCCCCGGCCUUUGCACGGCCCCCGUUCCGCUGUUGUUGUCAUUAGACCUCUAAUAAAUAUGCCAGGAAGCCGAAA